Stomoxys calcitrans (stable fly) is the source of this 7048-nucleotide messenger RNA. RefSeq names its product transcriptional regulator ovo (gene ovo). The transcript is spliced from 4 exons. NCBI's taxonomy places the organism in Eukaryota, Metazoa, Arthropoda, Insecta, Diptera, Muscidae. Gene Ontology annotation, molecular function: DNA-binding transcription factor activity, RNA polymerase II-specific; RNA polymerase II cis-regulatory region sequence-specific DNA binding. Gene Ontology annotation, biological process: regulation of transcription by RNA polymerase II; epidermal cell differentiation. The coding region runs from base 1442 to 5833 and encodes 1463 amino acids. The record is from RefSeq and is a predicted model, not a curated record. Gene Ontology annotation, cellular component: nucleus.
UAGAACUCGACGCAAUCCAUGGUGUAGGGUUUAUAAGAUUCAGCUCGGUCGAAUUUAGCACCUUUUUUCUUAUUUAAUUUCAAAUUUUCAUUGUCCCAAAAACAAUAAAGCCAUUGAACCACUGUUCGGCUUACGAUCAGCGUAAAUAAUUACAAAGGGGGCUUGGAGCUACCAACCACCAUACAGGUAACUGAGAGCAGAGAGCAAGAAGCGUAUAUGUGAUCACCAUUGAUGGCCGUUGAUUUUGCGGCAAAUGUCGGCUCUCCCCAUGAACUAAGUCGUCAUUCCUUUUGAAACGUUACUCUUGGAAACAACGCGGCUUACGGUUGUUUGCACUAAAGCAGCGGUGUUUGUCGUACAUACCGCACACAAUCAAUGUCGGUCGUUUAAAGUCGAAAUGAAACGACGACUCCGUACACUUUUCUAAGAUUCGCUCCUUAGACUCUAGCAGGCGAAAAUAAAAAAAAUGUGCACAAAGCCGCUCUUCUCACCUAUACACCUGAGAAUAAUUCAGACACACACACAUAUGCACACACAAUUUUGCUAUGAAACGCAACGGAACUGUUAACAAGUGAAGACGACGACGACGACAGCGACUAUAUAGUAGAAAAAAAAGGCAGAAGAAGCAGAAGAACUACUAAACAACAACAACAACCAUUACUCUAAGUUAAAUGUGUAUGCCGCCGUACCGUGUGCGCUGUCUGAAUAGACACUAGACCCGUUGCUUGUUUAGUAAGAGAUGAACCGUCAUAGAGGAUACACGCGUUUAUUCUUUUACCACACAUAGAAAGAGAGAAAAAAAAACAAAAAUUGUUCAAGAAGAUUUUACACCUUUUGGUUGGGAUAAAAGAAAACUAACAGAGAAAGAAGAAAAAUCCAAGCUAAAGCAUUCCUAAGUACACAUAGAGAAUGGAAAUGUGAAAAAUCCCCACAAAUGGAAUACAAAGAAUAUUGGAAAAUUUUUCUAAAGAAAAAAUUUAAAAAACACAAAGAAUGAAAAUGUUUAAAAAAUUAAACAAAUAACAGAAUUGUGUUGGAAAUUAAAAAAAAAAAAAGUAUUUUAACACAAAUUUUUGGGGAAAAAUACAAUUUGUAAAAAUGUGGAAGUUAAAGAAAUAUCAUCAAAAUACCAGUGACAAAGUGUUUUGAGUGAAAAGUAAAAACAAAAAUUAAUUUUUUGAUAAUAAAACUAAAACUAAAUUUAAACAAUGAGAAAAAAAUCCAAAAUAUAAACAAAAAUCAUCCAAAUUAAUACAAAAAAAAAAUUGUGUUAACAGUUAAUUUAGCAAUUAAACACACCAAGGAUUAGUGUUAAUUGCUAAAACUGUUGUUAAAUUACAAAAAAGAAAAAUACUUACCAAAACAAACCCAACAAACAAGUGAAGUGUGAUUGGAAAACAACUAAAACAUUUCGUUUUAACUUUAAACAUAACUCAACAAAAUGCCGAAAAUUUUCCUUAUAAAAAAUCGCCUGCAUCAGCAGCAGCAACGUCUAUUAGAAUCACAAAAUCUUUUACAAGAUAAAACCGAUGAUGAUCGUCUGGUACCACCGCUUAGUCCCUCACAUAAUCGUGAGCGUGAUCGUUCAACAUCUCCACCGUCAUAUCAUCAAGCGCGUCUCCAGCCCUUUGCCGAGGCGAAGGAUUUUCCGCGUUCACGCAAUGCAUCACCCUCGCCUUCGAAUAUCGCCUCCACCUCUGAUUCCCUCAAAGCUUUGCAUAUACACAAUCAUCAGCAGCAGCAACAAAAGCAAAAUCUUAAUUUGGCCCGCUCGCGUUCUCAAUCACCCAUAGGUGAUGUCUUAGAUUUACACAAAAAAUCCCCAUUGUCCUGCAAUGUCACAUCGAAUGUUUCAAAAUUGCGUGCAACCGAAGACUAUGAGGGUGAUGAGGAGGAACAACCUUUGAGUUUGGUAUCCUCAUUAACCUAUUUGGGCCGUAAACGUUUCCAUCAAUAUCAUCGUAAUCUAAGGACUUCAGCGGCAUCACCAACAGCGUCCUCAACGACAGUGGCGACAACAGCGCCGUCUGCGACGACUACGACUACAACAACUAUAGCAGCAACGGAGAUAGAUAAGGUUGACAGCAAUAAUGCUGAUAAGGAAAAGGAAGAGAAUAAUGAAGUUGGUCCUGUCACAUCUUUAUGCGAAAAGGAUCGCUUGUCACCUCCAGUAACCACAGCUACCACCACUACUACCGCUGCAAGCUCAACGGAAGCUUGUCAUUCUCGUUCAUCAUCACCUGCCUUCUCCCCCAUUGUCGACAGAGUCGCUACCUGCUCAUCAUCUUUAAAACAGCUACAAGACUGCCCUGAUUCUUUUUCCAAAGCUAUAAAUCCAAAGGCUGAAGAUCAACCACAACAAUUAAAGCAAUCGCUGGAAGAGCUCAACGAUAGCCCCAAAUCCGCCUCACCAAAACAUCGUUAUAUUUCAUCUUACAAAAAAUCUUUGAUUGGCGGUGUCGUUCUAACACAAGCACAACGCAAAGAAUAUCCAUUGGAAAUUGUGCAAAAAAUACAAAAAGAGAACACAACCGUGUUUGCGCAACAGCAGCAACAACUACGACCAAUCGAUGAAAACUCCGAUUCGGAUUCCGACUCGGAUGAUGGCUCAAAGUUGAUUGUAGAUGAAAAACCCUUGGUUCCCGAAGAACAACCAUUAUCGUUGAGAGUGCGAUCAUCUCCGCCACCUGAAGACAAGCGUCCAUCACCACCUCCUUGUCCUGAACCAGCAGUAAGGUGCAGCGUUAUUCAACGUACACCUUCGAAUUUGGAAGAAAACCAAAGAAGACGUCGAUCGCAUGAAGUUUUUUUGCCUUUGGGUAAUUUAGAGCACUUGGGCCCUGAACAACAAGAACCCAUUGAUUAUCACGUGCCUCGACGUAGGUCAACUCUUGACAACGACGAGGAGCAGCUUUUGAAUGCUAAGCGCUUGGAAAGGGAGCGUAAAUUGAGAGAAGCGCGCCGCAGAAGUGCCUUAUUGGCUGCCCGUACUAUAUUGGCUCAGGCUAAGGUUAAUCCACGUUUUAUAAGAUCCUUGCCGGGAAUUUUGGCGGCUGCUGCUGGACACGGUCGUACCACAUCUGGUUCAAACGGAAGCAAUCAAGGUCAGGGAUUCCAAAACGGAUUUGGUGGCUCGAACGGUUCAGGUUCUCAACAGCACUCGAGUGGUGGUGGUGGUUCACCCACAGGUUUCGGCGGAUCAGGUGGUCUUAGUGGCGGAGCAGGCGGCGGCGGUAUGGGCGGAGGUCGUGAUGGUCGAGGCAACUAUGGCCCCAAUUCACCACCAUCUGGAGCUUUACCCCCUUUUUAUGAGUCAUUGAAAAGUGGCAAUACCAUGAACGGCUCCUCGACCACCAAUUUCAAUUCAUCUGCAACUUCAAACUUUUUACAACAAAAUGCUGCAGCUUAUUUAAUGUCCGCCGCUAGUAAUGGUGGUGGUAGUAGUGGUGGCGGUGGUGUUGGUCAACAAUACAACUCUUCUUCGGGAGGUGACAAUAUGGGUGGCGGCGGUGGAAUUUCGUCCGCACCCAACCUUACAGGAUCAUCUUCAUUGGAUCAAGCAACACCGUCUGCGUCUAGCAUGCUUUUCGCUAACGGUCAUGGUAAUAAUUCUCUUCCUUACAGUUCUUUAGCUAAUUGCGCUAAAUAUAAUCAACCUUCUUCUCCUUCUUCGGCUGCCUCUCCACCGCAACCUAAUUACCCACCGCAUUUACCAUACGGUCCCAACCCUUCAGCAUAUGGCAUAAUUCUAAAAGAUGAACCAGAUCUGGAGGAAUACGAGGAAAAGAUUGAUAUUGGAGCCUUUGCGCAGAAUAUCAUACAGGCAACAAUGGGGAAUUCGGGAAAUUUUAAUGCUUCGGCCUUUGAAGAUGCUAUUAUGCCGGAUUUGGCUUCAGCUGCACAAGGACCGAACGGUGCAAUGGUGGAUUCAUUGCAAUUUACGGCCAAUUUAAUAUUAUCCUCGCAAACAGAUCAUUUGCUUGAACAACUCUCCAAUGCAGUCGAUUUGAGUUCAUUUUUACAACGCAAUUGUGUGGACGAUGAAAACUCCACAUCGCCGCGACAAGAUUUUGAGCUGGUCUCAACUCCUUCCUUGACACCAGAUUCGGUGUCAAUUACACCGGUAGAUUGUCAUAAUUCAUCGACAUUACAGUUGGAUACUUUCCAUGAGAAUUUAAUGCAGCAGUUAACCAACAACAUUACGCGGACACAACAAACUGCAGCCAAUUACGCACCCUACGAACGUCAUCAGCAACAGCAACAGCACCAAAUGCAACAACAACAUCAGCAGCAACCUCCUCCAUCUUAUCAACAUGCCACAAGAGAUAUAAUGCAGAUGCAACAGCAGCAUCAUCAGCAUCAGCAAAAUGGCUAUCAACAAAACCAAGCCACGCAACCAUUAAACAGUUUACUUAACCAAAAUAAUCUGCUAAUGCAACAACAGCAACAGCAUUAUCAGCAGCAACAACAGCAGCACGGCAACAGCUAUCAUCAUAUGCAACAACAACAACAGUCGCAGCAUUCUCAUCAACAGCAUGCAUUGUCUUUGAACCAACAUCAGCUGCAGCAGCAACAACAACAACAUCUCCCCCAUCAUCAUGGGGGCCAUGGACAUCACUCUCAGCUUGGCAGCAAUAGCAAUGGUCACCACCCUGGUCCCCAUCACCUAAUGCAACACCAUAGUGACAACAGCAAUCUCUCACUGCCCUCGCCAAAUUCAUCCUCAGCAAUAUCUACCACUGCCAAUGGUCAUAUGAUGAUACCAUCACAAAGUCAUCACCCAAUGUCAUCGGCUGCCAGCAACACAUCAUCAGGUUCAGCUUCUGCUGCUGCACUUCUAGAUACAUCGCUGCUGGACGCUAAGCCCAUCAUACAAAGUGUAAGUCCAACUAAUUCUGCUACUAGUGGUAGUUCGCGAUAUUGUUCCUCUUCUUGCUCUUCGUCGUCGUCCACCAACUCGUCAUAUAAACAAAAACGCUCUGUAACAGUUGCCACCGCUUCCAUGGCGGCAGCUGCUGCUGUUGCUGCUUCAGCGUCAUGUUUAACUUCUCCCACUGUUGCCAAGUUGCACGAAAGCAAAGUGCUACAGCAACGGUUGGGCUUACCACCAGAAGUACAAUUGGAAUUUGUCAACGGCGGUCAUGGCAUUAAAAAUCCCUUAGCCAUUGAAAAUUCGCAUGGCCAUCAUCACCAUCGCAUACGCAGCAUUGACUGUGUAGAUGAUAUGAAAAAGCCACUGAUAUCCGAUACAUCUAUGAAUGGUAGCAUUGGUGGCAACAGUAAUAGCAGCUGCAGCAGCAGCAAUGGAAAUGGAGUCAUCUCUGGCAUGAACAAUAAUGAAAACAAUGUCCAAGAACCAUCAAAUUUCGUUUGUCGCAUAUGCUUAAAAUCCUUCACAUUGAAGCGACUGUUGAAUCGUCACAUGAAAUGUCAUUCCGAAAUAAAACGUUAUUUGUGUACAUUCUGUGGUAAGGGUUUCAAUGAUACAUUUGAUUUGAAACGACACACGCGUACCCAUACGGGAGUUAGACCCUACAAGUGUAACUUGUGUGAGAAGAGCUUUACACAAAGAUGUUCUCUGGAAUCGCAUUGCCUUAAAGUGCAUAGUAUGCAGCAUCAAUAUGCCUACAAAGAAAGAAGAACAAAGAUGUAUGUUUGUGAGGAAUGCGGACACACCACUUGUGAACCCGAGGUUCAUUAUAUACACUUAAAAGAAAAUCAUCCAUACUCGCCGGCUUUAUUAAAGUUCUACGAUAAACGACAUUUCAAAUUUAACAAUUCACAAUUUGCCAAUAAUUUACUGGGACAACUGCCUAUGCCGGUGCAUAAUUAAUAGUAGUAAGAAGCAACAUCAAAACACUUCCAUGAGAUAUACAACAAAAUGUUAAAUCAAAGAACAAAAGAAAACUAUUCUUUGUGUCUUACAACCAACAAAACCAAGUUUUCCAAAAACUGCCUUAAAAAAAUCAGAGAUUAUUUUUACAAGCCUUAAAUAACGUAAACGCACUAGCUUAUUACAUUUCUCUUCCCUUUGAUAAUGCUUUAAACUAAAAACAUGAAACUUUAUUUUGUUUUUCCCAAUCAAUCUUUUUUUAUUUAAUUUUUUUUUUUCUUUUGCUGAGCAAAUCAUGUUGAUAGCACCAAAACGGUUGAUUUUGAAUUUUAUUUCAUAUUACUUUGAGAAAGCGAAAAAUACCGUUUUGGGGUUUCUUCUUUUUAUUUAUUAUUUUUAUUUGUUAGAUGUAAAGAGUUUAAAGUCAUUUGAGAGAAACUAAGAUGAAAAAUCCUUAAUUUUUUUAAGUUCUUCUUUUUGUAUAAAUAUUUUAAUAUUUUUACAUUUAUAUUUUCGAUAUAAGUUUCUUACAUUUAAAUCCUCUCAACAAAUGCUGCUUUAAUUUUGUGAAAAAAAAAACAAAACCAUGAUAAUGAAACUUAUAAAGUUUUUUCCCAAAACACACACGCAUACCACACUUUAUUUUUUAAACAUUUUUAGUUAAUUGAUUAUGUAUUUUUGUUAUGUAAAAUGUAAAUAUUUUUAUUAUAAUUAUGUAACUUAACAUCUUUUUGCCUCGGUUAAGGAUAGUUUUAUGAUUUUCAAAGUUCUGAUGAGCGAAACAUUUUAUAGAAAUGUUUGGUGUAUAAUAUCCAACACCUCCAAUUCUCUCAACAAAUUUCAUUAUUAUCCCCUUAAUGGGUCUUUUUUGACAGACUUUGUUAUAUUUUAUCUAUCCUUAGCCGUAACUUGUACAAAGUAUUUUCCCCCAAUUCUUAUCUACUGGUGUAUUUUUAAGAAUUUAUAUUUAUUUCUUACUUGAUUUCUUUUUUUUAAUGAAUUUAGUUUUACAACCAAUUUUCCAUUUUCUAAUUUUUUAAGUUGUAAGCAACCAAAUAAGUAGAACACAUGUUGAAAUGCUUAUCAUAAUAUGCUAAAAAAAAAAACAAAAGUUAGAUGUAACAUCGUGAACUGUCCAUACAUUGUGGAGCUAAGGAGAAGAAGUAUAUAUGUCAGCUGGCAAGAAAUAAAAUGAAAACCAAAACCAUUGUUAAA